Molecule: messenger RNA, 1326 nt
Organism: Scheffersomyces stipitis CBS 6054
Lineage: Eukaryota; Fungi; Ascomycota; Pichiomycetes; Serinales; Debaryomycetaceae
Gene: MSS4
Product: 1-phosphatidylinositol-4-phosphate 5-kinase
Exons: 1
Coding region: 1-1326 (441 amino acids)
Biological process (GO): phosphatidylinositol metabolic process
Molecular function (GO): phosphatidylinositol kinase activity
Source: RefSeq, a predicted model, not a curated record
AUGGAGGUUUUCGCUGCUAAACCAGACUCUACCAAUACGGAAAUCUUGCGCAUGAGAAAUUCGAUUCUCGUCAAAAGAAAUAUCAAGAAGAAGAAGAAAGAAUUCUUAGAAGACGAAAAAGUCUUGGUAGGUAACAAAAUUAGCGAGGGACAUGAAAACUUUGUGAUGGCAUACAAUAUGUUGACAGGAAUAAGAGUUGCCGUAUCAAGAUGUUCAGGAGUAAUGAAAAAAUUAAAUGAUGAUGACUUUAAAACGACAAAAAAGUUGUCAUUUAACAUGGACGGCAGUGAAUUGACACCUUCUUCCAAAUAUGAUUUCAAAUUUAAGGACUAUUGCCCUGAAGUAUUCAGAGAGUUAAGAUCGUUAUUUGGGUUGGAUCCUGCUGACUAUUUAGUAUCGAUUACUGGAAAGUAUAUUCUAUCCGAAUUAGGUUCUCCUGGUAAAUCAGGUUCUUUUUUCUACUAUUCAAGAGAUUACAGAUUCAUUAUUAAGACUAUUCAUCACUCUGAACAUAAGCAAUUGAGGAGAAUCUUGAAGGACUACUACGAACAUGUGAAGGAGAAUCCAAACACCUUAAUUUCACAGUUUUAUGGCUUGCAUAGAGUGAAAAUGCCCUUCAAUAAAAGCGGCAUUAGAAAGGUCCAUUUUGUGGUUAUGAAUAAUUUAUUUCCUCCUCAUAGGGAUAUACAUCGCAAGUUUGACUUGAAGGGCUCAACUUGGGGAAGAAUAACGAAGCUUGACCCAACGAAGGAACAAAAUCUUGCUCAAUAUACUCUAAAGGAUGUAAAUUUCCUUGAUAGACAUGAAUCUAUCAAAUUUGGUCCCCAUAAGCGAAAGCUAUUCUUUGCACAAUUAGAGGCAGAUGUUGCUCUAUUAAAAAAGAUAAAUGUUAUGGAUUAUUCAUUGUUACUUGGGGUUCAUGACGUCAAAAAAGGAAAUACUUUCGAGCUAUCUCAGAAAUUGUCCGUUUUUGAUCCCAAAUCUAAUGACAAAUCGAUAUUAAUUAAUACCAAUCCUAGAGAUAUUGAUCGUGAAUUCGACUUACCUAGCAAUGUUUUCCCUGGGCGUUCCAAGUAUGUCUUCUAUGGACAUGAUGGUGGUAUUAGAGCAACGAAUGAAGAUAAUGAACCAAUGGGAGAAAUAUACUAUCUUGGAAUCAUAGAUUGCCUUACUAAUUACUCAAUUAAAAAGCGGUUAGAGACAGUUUGGAGAUCCAUUGGACAUACUCGAAGUACAAUAUCCGCUCUUCCCGCACAUGAAUAUGGAGAUCGAUUCUUGAAAUUCAUCAAAGUUGGAACCAGCAGUUCCAAAAAAAAGUCAUCAUAA